GAGGAGACUCCAUACUCUUUUCCAAGAAGCUGCACUGAUCUAAGUCCUCAUCAGCGGCACAUCAGCUUCGUUCUCACUCUACAUCCUCGCCAGCAUGUGCUGUCCUUUGGCUAGUUGCCAUUGUCACUGGAGUAAAGACGCUCUGUGAAAGUCCAGCUAUUGAGACUGAAGAGAAUGGAUGAAGAUCACUUAACCCAAGAAGUCUUGGAUAAGUUUGUUAAUUCUCAUGAGCAAACGUAUGAAGAGUUUCUGAGCAGUUUUACUUAUCUUUCCAAAGAGGAUGAUGGGACCAAACGGGAAGCAUUUGGAACCAAUUCUUCAGAAAAAAUAUUUCCCUUAGUAAAAUUCACUCGUGAAAAUGAACGAAAUGACCACCGCUGUCUGAGAAAUAAGACCACCUUUCUUCAUACUUGUUCACAAUGUUCGGAAGAACAGAUAGUGAUGGAUGAAGGUCAAACACUUGGCAGUUCCCUUCAAGGUGACCUGAGUCAGGCAAGGCGAAUGAAGGUACACAGUGUUCGAGAUGUAGAAGAUGUAGAUGUGGAUGAAGAGAUUAAGCCUCCCCUGAGCAAGGAUUUGCUGCUGCUUCCUGGAGAAGUGGAACAGGACAUAGAUGCCACUGCUCCUCCUUGUGUUCCUUCCAUGGGCUGGUCUGUCACCCCUCAUGUGAAACCACAACCUACAGGAGGAGCAGACACGGAAGAGGUCUGUGAAGAUGAAGUGCAAUCCUUAUCACAUGAUGAAGGAGAUGAAGUUGAACCCUUCUGUCUUGAUGAAGAGUUUGAUUACGACAGUGUGACCCUCACCCCCAAGUUCACUCCUGCGGAGCUAGGGAGUAUCAAGGAGCUAUCCAACCAAAAGCGAGAGAACUGUCACAUAGACUCAGAGGAAACCUGUGACUAAGGCAUCUUCAUUUUCAAAAAACACUUGGAAUAAAUCUGCUGUCAUUACAUGUCUACAUUCAUUUAUCCAAGUCAAGGAUGAAAAGAUAGGCUAACAGGGCUGAAGCGAUCACUGGUUUAAUAGAAUUCUCUUUUGUUGUGUUAUUGCUGCAUCCUAUGACUGACUGAGUCACAUACGAAUGGGAAGCUAUAGGUGCUGUGGGAUCUCUUUUGAGAGAACACUGAGGGUGAGAGACAAUUGCACAUGCAAAAUUCAUCAGGAUUGGGUGUUUGGUCCACAGUUAAGAUUCUGAUUUGGAAGCCUGCAACUCAUCUCUAAGUGCCUGGGUUUGAAUCCUGGCUCCUCUACCAGGUCCAGUUUCCUGCAAAUUCAGGUCCUGGGAGGCAGCAGGCGAUGGCUUAUCUAUUUGGGUCACUGCAACUCU
Messenger RNA from Ochotona curzoniae (black-lipped pika), 1327 nucleotides. RefSeq names its product intraflagellar transport associated protein (gene IFTAP). Gene Ontology annotation, biological process: acrosome reaction; spermatogenesis. The transcript is spliced from 7 exons. NCBI's taxonomy places the organism in Eukaryota, Metazoa, Chordata, Mammalia, Lagomorpha, Ochotonidae. Gene Ontology annotation, molecular function: intraciliary transport particle A binding. The record is from RefSeq and is a predicted model, not a curated record. Gene Ontology annotation, cellular component: 9+0 non-motile cilium; cytosol. Bases 175 to 903 code for a protein of 242 amino acids.